Molecule: messenger RNA, 754 nt
Organism: Sinocyclocheilus rhinocerous
Lineage: Eukaryota; Metazoa; Chordata; Actinopteri; Cypriniformes; Cyprinidae
Product: 14-3-3 protein zeta-like
Exons: 5
Coding region: 110-754 (214 amino acids)
Source: RefSeq, a predicted model, not a curated record
AACCCCGUGGAUCGCAGAGGAACGCUACGCUGCGCCGCGCGCCGCAGUCGCAGAGUGGCAGCUGAGCCGUACAGAAGGAGACCGCUCUCAUUCACAGAACCUAGCAGCCAUGGACAAGAGCCAACAUGUGCAGAGGGCCAAACUGGCGGAGCAGGCUGAGCGCUACGAUGACAUGGCCGACUCCAUGAAGAAAGUGACUGAGCUUGGAGAGGAGCUGAUCGACGAGGAGAGAAACCUGCUCUCUGUGGCCUACAAGAAUGUUGUGGGUGCCCGCCGGUCCGCCUGGAGGGUGGUGUCCAGCAUCGAGCAGAAGACCGAGGGCAGUGACAAACAGCAGAUGGCUAAAGAGUACCGUGAGAAGAUUGAGUCUGAGCUGAAGACCAUCUGCAAAGACGUUCUGCAUCUCCUGGACAAGUUUCUGAUCCGCAGCACUUCUCCAGCAGAGAGCCAGGUGUUCUACCUGAAGAUGAAGGGAGACUAUUACCGCUACCUGGCUGAGGUCGCCACAGGAGACGAGAAAGCCGAUAUCAUCCAGAAGUCUCAGGAAGGGUACCAGGCCGCCUUUGACAUCAGCAAAGACAACAUGCAGCCCACUCAUCCCAUCCGCCUGGGCCUGGCUCUCAACUUUUCAGUCUUUUACUACGAGAUCCUGAACUCUCCAGAGCAGGCCUGUGAACUUGCCAAGAAGGUUAGACUGUGGACCUCUGACAAUCAGGCCGAUGGUGAGGACACAGAGGAGGGCCGGGAAAACUAA